AAUUAAUAGCACUGUGUUGGUUCCCUACAUUUUCUCAUCAAACUUCACUGUAGCUCUGCACUUGCUGACUGAGGAAGACUCUCAUGUGAGUUUUGUAUAAAUUACAAACUCGAGUAAUUGCUCAUGUGAUGUGCUUGAGUUUGUAAAAAUACCACAAAGUCAAUUUUGAGAUUCGUGUUUCAUUUGGACCAAGAACUGAUGAAUCCGAAUCAGCGACAAAACCUUGUUAGUAUCUUGCGAGUUUGCACAAGGAAGGGGCUUUCUAAUCAAGGGAGUCAAGUUCACUGUUUUCUUCUCAAGUCCGGAUCGGUGUCUAAUUUGAUUACGAGCAACUAUCUUAUCGAUAUGUACUGUAAAUGCAGAGAACCGUCGAUUGCUUAUAAGGUGUUCGACAGUAUGCCUGAGAGAAACGUUGUUUCAUGGACGGCUCUAAUGAGCGGACAUGUACUUAACGGUGACCUUAAGGGAACCUUAUCUCUAUUCACAGAAAUGGGGCGUCAGGGUAUUUACCCAAACGAGUUCACUUUCUCGACGAAUCUAAAAGUCUGUGGUUUGCUUAACGCACUUGACAAGGGUUUGCAGAUCCAUGGGUUUUGCUUGAAGAUUGGUUUUGAAAUGAUGGUUGAGGUGGGGAAUUCUUUACUUGACAUGUAUUCAAAAUGUGGAAGAGUCGAUGAAGCUGAGAAAGUGUUUCGUUUGAUGGUAGAUAGGAGUCUUAUAAGCUGGAACGCGAUGAUAGCUGGAUACGUACAUGCAGGGUAUGGUAGUAAAGCUUUGGCUACGUUUGGGAUGAUGCAAGAGGCAAAGAUAAAGGUAAGUCCAGACGAGUUCACUUUGACUAGCUUGUUAAAGGCUUGCAGUAGCACUGGUAUGAUUCAUGCAGGGAAACAGAUACAUGGUUUUCUAGUUAGGAGUGGGUUCCAUUGUCCGAGUUCUGCAGCCAUCACGGGUUCUCUUGUUGAUUUGUAUGUCAAGUGUGGAAAUGUAUAUAGUGCUCGGAAAGCUUUUGAUCAGAUCAAGGAAAAGACUAUGAUCUCAUGGAGUUCAUUGAUUCUUGGAUAUGCUCAAGAGGGUGACUUUGUGGAGGCGAUGGGUUUGUUUAAGCAACUACAGGAGCUUAACUCUCGGAUCGACAGUUUUGUUCUUUCUAGCAUCGUUGGAGUCUUUGCUGAUUUUGCCCUCUUGCAGCAAGGGAAGCAAAUGCAUGCACUUGUUGUUAAACUGCCAUCUGGGUUAGAGACAUCUGUUUCGAAUUCAGUGGUGGACAUGUAUCUCAAGUGUGGAUUAGUUGAUGAGGCUGAGAAAUGUUUUUCGGAAAUGCAGUUGAGAGAUGUCAUCUCCUGGACUGUAAUGAUCACUGGCUACGGGAAGCACGGGCUUGGCCAUAAAGCUGUUGAUACUUUUAACAAAAUGUUGAGACAUAACAUUGUCCCUGAUGAGGUAUGUUAUUUAGCUGUACUCUCAGCUUGUAGCCAUUCUGGUAUGAUCAGAGAAGGUGAAAAACUUUUUUCUAAGUUACUAGAGACACAGGGACUCAAAUCUAGGGUAGAACACUAUGGGUGUGUAGUUGAUUUGUUAGGACGAGCUGGUCGUUUGAAGGAAGCUAAACAUCUGAUUGACACAAUGCCGAUUAAACCAAAUGUCGGAAUAUGGCAAACACUUCUUAGCCGCUGUCAAUUACAUGGGGACAUCGAAUUAGGGAAAGAAGUGGGAAAGAUUCUUUUGUGGAUGGAUGGAAAGAAUCCUGCAAAUUACGUGAUGAUGUCCAACCUUUAUGGGCAAGCCGGUUACUGGAACGAACAAGGGAACACACGAGAGCUUGGGAGUAUAAAAGGGUUGAAGAAAGAAGCUGGUAUGAGCUGGGUCGAGAUUGAGAGAGAGGUACAUUUCUUCCGUAGUGGAGAGGAUUCACAUCCUCUGACACAUAUGAUCCAAGAAACUUUGAAAGAAGUUGAAAGAAGAUUAAGAGAAGAAUUGGGAUAUGUUUACGGCCUGAAACAUGAGCUGCAUGAUAUAGACGAUGAGUCGAAGGAGGAGAACCUUAGAGCUCACAGCGAAAAGCUAGCGAUCGGUCUGGCAUUGGCAUCAGGCGGGUUAAACCAGAAAGGAAAGACAAUAAGAGUGUUCAAGAACUUGAGGGUAUGCGUAGAUUGUCAUGAGUUCAUCAAGGCAUUGUCUAAAAUCACGAAAAUAGCCUUUGUUGUGAGAGAUGCUGUUCGGUUUCACAAUUUUGAAGAUGGUUGUUGUUCUUGUGGAGAUUACUGGUGACCCUCAAGCUUGAUUACUUCUGCUAAGCAUACGCGCUGAUACUGUAUGUCAUUAAUUUGUUUUCUCCAUCUAUAUUAACAUUUUCACAACAUUUUUCAUAAGAAAGCUUGGAGUUCAGACUUAUUUACAGAUAAUGUCAUUCUAAUUAUAAUUAAUAUAAAAAAAUUAAAAAAUAACACAGCUUCGUUGGCCGAAAAUAUAGAAAGUAUAAGACAUGGUUAACUUCUUCCUUCGACUUCGCAUAAUUUUCU
This is a messenger RNA of Camelina sativa (false flax), 2519 nucleotides long. Its product is annotated as putative pentatricopeptide repeat-containing protein At3g15130. The record is from RefSeq and is a predicted model, not a curated record. Gene Ontology annotation, biological process: RNA modification. Lineage: Eukaryota; Viridiplantae; Streptophyta; Magnoliopsida; Brassicales; Brassicaceae. Gene Ontology annotation, molecular function: protein binding; zinc ion binding; RNA binding.